AUGCAUUUUUCUCGGGUGUCUCUCGCCCUCGCCGGCCUUACCACCAUAGCCGUAGCCGCACCCAUCAACAGCCGAGACACCGCCCGACCAGCUGGCUAUGUCCCUUACGCCUGCUACGUCCCCUACUCCGCUGAGGUCGAAGCGGCAGCCGCGAAGAUGGCUCCACACGACAAGCGCGGAAUCCAGGCCGAAUAUGCCCCGUACACCUGCUACGGCUCGUACUCUGAUGAGGUUGAAGCAGAAGCCGCUAAGAUGGCUCUACGCGCGUCCUCCUUCCCUUUUGUGCGGUUUCCCGGGUUCUAA
This is a messenger RNA of Trematosphaeria pertusa, 303 nucleotides long. RefSeq lists its product as uncharacterized. The record is from RefSeq and is a predicted model, not a curated record. The transcript is spliced from 2 exons. NCBI's taxonomy places the organism in Eukaryota, Fungi, Ascomycota, Dothideomycetes, Pleosporales, Trematosphaeriaceae. The coding region runs from base 1 to 303 and encodes 100 amino acids.